Molecule: messenger RNA, 177 nt
Organism: Lithohypha guttulata
Lineage: Eukaryota; Fungi; Ascomycota; Eurotiomycetes; Chaetothyriales; Trichomeriaceae
Exons: 1
Coding region: 1-177 (58 amino acids)
Source: RefSeq, a predicted model, not a curated record
AUGCCUGACAAAGACAUCAAACUUGAAGACACGAAAAAGCAGAAAGGACGUCUACCAUUAUCAGACACCAAUCCAAUCAACAAGCCAGAGUCUGCCAACGAAGUCAAACACGAACCAACAUCAGAUGGCACAGACGAGGACGAUUGGGAGGAUAUGAGUGACGAGGGCUAUUAUUGA